AUGUUGUUUUGGUCAUUGGUCACCGUCGUGGCGUCCGCGGCCUUUGCCGCUGGCGCGUCGCUUAAGCCGGUCACGAGCUUCGGCGCGAACCCAACGAGUAUACAAAUGUAUCUCUAUGUUCCGGACAAAGUCGCGGAGAAACCAGCCAUCAUUGUCGCAUGUUGGGAUGUCCAGAACCCCGCAAGUCUCACGCACAACGGUGGCGGCGAUGCUGGUGGCAUUAUCAGCAUGGUCAAUUACACCCUGGCCAAGUACAACGGCGAUGCGUCCAAGGUCUACGUUAUGGGCGGCUCGUCCGGUGCAAUGAUGACCAACGUGAUGGCGGGCUCCUACCCGGAUGUCUUCGAAGCUGGCGCAGCAUUCUCCGGCGUUGCGCAUGCCUGUUUUGCCGGAGCGGCGGGCGCAACGCCCAUGUCGCCCAACCAGACCUGCGCACAGGGCCAGAUUUCUCACUCGGCGAAGCAAUGGGGUGACUUCGUGCGCAACUCGUACCCUGGAUAUACGGGUCGGCGGCCACGGAUGCAAAUCUUCCACGGCCUGGCCGACACUUUGGUUCGCCCGGCAUGUGCGGAGCAAGCCUUGUUGCAGUGGUCUAACGUACUGGGCGUGGAGCUCUCCAAAAACGUUACAGGCGUCCCCUCUGCAGCAUACACACAAGAGGUCUAUGGAGAUGGUACCAAGCUGCAAGGUUUCUUCGGGAAAGGCGUUGGCCAUAUCGCGCCAGUGAAUGAGCCGCUGAUGCUAAAAUUUUUUGGCAUUACUCAAUAA
This is a messenger RNA of Sporothrix brasiliensis 5110, 768 nucleotides long. Its product is annotated as feruloyl esterase B precursor. The transcript is spliced from 2 exons. The record is from RefSeq and is a predicted model, not a curated record. The coding region runs from base 1 to 768 and encodes 255 amino acids. Gene Ontology annotation, cellular component: extracellular region. Gene Ontology annotation, molecular function: hydrolase activity. Lineage: Eukaryota; Fungi; Ascomycota; Sordariomycetes; Ophiostomatales; Ophiostomataceae.